Messenger RNA from Chinchilla lanigera (long-tailed chinchilla), 10167 nucleotides. RefSeq names its product potassium channel tetramerization domain containing 16 (gene Kctd16). Gene Ontology annotation, biological process: protein homooligomerization; regulation of G protein-coupled receptor signaling pathway. The coding region runs from base 1002 to 2288 and encodes 428 amino acids. The transcript is spliced from 6 exons. NCBI's taxonomy places the organism in Eukaryota, Metazoa, Chordata, Mammalia, Rodentia, Chinchillidae. The record is from RefSeq and is a predicted model, not a curated record. Gene Ontology annotation, cellular component: postsynaptic membrane; presynaptic membrane. Gene Ontology annotation, molecular function: protein binding.
GGCGGAGCUAAGGGGGAAUGCUGUGGGACAUGCGCAGUAUCAACAGACUGGCCCCGCAACGGGCCAAUGGGAAGAGGGAAGGUGCUUACCGCGGUCCGGUCAGCGGUGGAGGCCGGAAGACUCAGGCGCAGCAAUUGCUAGGUUUGCUUCAAGCUGGUUGCCCACAAUCCCCUACCUGAGAAAUCUCCUAUUCUCACUGUUUCUGGCUUGAUGAAGUCACCACUGGUUUCCAUCCACGCUUGUUUGUGAAAAGUAAGUGUUGGACCAGGUCUGAGGGCUCAGCUGGUGGGUGUUGCUGUCUGUAGGUGGAACCUAUGCUGGAACUCUCAACCACAACACCUAUACGUGGCUUCUCCACUUGUUAUGGGCCUUCUCAAAGUGCGUUGUGGCUAGAUUGGGAGGAAGAGCAUGCGGAGAGUCAGCCAGAAGUUGUGUCAUCAUUUCUACACGAUCCUUGAAAAUCAUGCAGCGUCACUUCAUAUGCUCUCUAUUGGCUGGAAACAAGUCUAAAGCUGGAAACAAGUCAUAUAGAAAAAGGAAACUGCACUCCCAACUUUUGAUGGCUGGAGAACAAUGACUUUACUGCUGUUGUGAAUACUGAUGGCAUUUAUUGCAACUUCACUAAGAACCACAGAACAUGCCAGAGGACUUACACACAUUGAAAUAAUUUGCACAACACACUUACGAGAUGGACCUCUGAGUAACGGGAACUUGGCCUGCCUUGCCUACUGAGCUUGAUGGAAGAUCAGCUGUAAAUGAGUUGAUUAUAUUCCGUGAAGUAAGAGCGCAUCACCGGCCAGGGGUUUAAACUACUUUUUCAGCAUCCAUUCACCUGUGGACUCUUCUCAAUUUUGCUUUUCUGGGAGAAGAAACUGGGGUAAGAGGAGAUCAUUUUUAAAUAAGUUAGCAUCCUUUUCCUUCCCUCACAAGUUGAUGCAAAGGCUGAGGCUGUGACUCCAUUGGACUGCACCUUUAAAUCAAAAUAGCAGAAGAAAGGGACAAUGGCUCUGAGUGGAAAUUGCAGUCCCUAUUACCCUCGAGAACAAGGGGCAGCAGUUCCCAACUCCUUCCCUGAAGUCAUAGAGCUGAAUGUUGGGGGUCAAGUUUACUUCACUCGCCAUUCUACACUAAUAAGCGUUCCUCAUUCCCUCCUUUGGAAAAUGUUUUCCCCAAAGAGAGACAUGACUAACGAGAUAGCCAAGGACUCCAAGGGAAGGUUUUUCAUUGACAGAGAUGGAUUUUUGUUCCGUUAUAUUCUGGACUAUCUCAGGGACAGGCAGGUGGUCCUGCCUGAUCACUUUCCAGAAAGGGGAAGACUGAAAAGAGAAGCAGAAUACUUCCAGCUCCCAGACUUGGUCAAACUCCUGACUCCUGAUGAAAUCAAGCAAAGCCCAGAUGAAUUCUGCCACAGUGACUUUGAAGAUGCCUCGCAAGGAAGCGACCCAAGAAUUUGUCCCCCUUCCUCACUGCUCCCUACUGACCGCAAGUGGGGUUUCAUUACUGUGGGUUACAGGGGAUCUUGCACCUUGGGUAGAGAGGGACAAGCAGAUGCCAAGUUUCGCAGAGUCCCCCGAAUUUUGGUUUGUGGAAGGAUUUCCUUGGCCAAGGAAGUCUUUGGAGAAACUUUGAAUGAAAGCAGAGACCCUGAUAGAGCCCCGGAGAGAUACACCUCCAGAUUUUAUCUCAAAUUUAAGCAUCUGGAAAGGGCUUUUGAUAUGCUGUCAGAGUGUGGAUUCCACAUGGUGGCCUGUAACUCAUCGGUAACAGCAUCUUUCGUCAACCAGUACACAGAUGACAAGUUCUGGUCAAGCUACACUGAAUAUGUCUUCUACCGUGAGCCUUCCAGGUGGUCAUCCUCCCACUGCGACUGCUGCUGCAAGAACGGCAAGGGUGACAAAGAAGGGGAGAGUGGCACAUCUUGCAAUGACCUCUCCACCUCCAGCUGUGACAGCCAGUCCGAGGCCAGCUCCCCCCAGGAGACGGUCAUCUGUGGGCCUGUGACACGCCAGACAAACAUCCAGACUCUGGACCGUCCCAUCAAGAAGGGCCCAGUCCAGCUGAUCCAGCAGUCAGAGAUGCGGCGGAAAAGUGAUCUGCUCCGGACUCUGACUUCAGGCUCUAGGGAGUCGAACAUGAGUAGCAAAAAAAAAGCUGUUAAGGAAAAGCUCUCCGUUGAGGAAGAGCUGGAGAAAUGCAUCCAGGAUUUCCUAAAGAUCAAAAUUCCAGAUCGGUUUCCUGAGAGAAAACACCCUUGGCAAUCAGAACUCUUACGGAAGUAUCAUCUAUAGGGGAGGGCUGGGGGUGGGAGAAAAAAAAACAAAAACAGAAAACAAAAUCAAGUUACCAUUUUGAAAUAAAUCUCCUAAAAGAAAUUCAUAUUUUAAAGAAAAAUAACAACUAACGAUACACAUUUGUUAGAACACAAUAGUCCACUGACAUACACUACUGCCUACUUUUACCUAGUUCACCUUAACAUGUAAAUCCACAGGGUAGAUUUCUUUCCAGAUGUGGAAAUACAAGAAAAAACAUCUUGUUGUUGUCGUUUGUUUACUCGGUCCCACGUGCUGAGUAUCUUCUGUACAAUGACAACCAGCUACAGGAGAGUAGCUGACAGACCCGGGGAGUCAUUUAUCCCAAACUGGGUUUUUUCUCUCAUUUUCUACCUCCCUCCCUUGAACAAGGAUAUGUGGUAGAAAGAGAUCUGGCCAAAUGGCAUAGGUUUAGUUUUUAUUAAUAUUCUUUUCCUUUUCCUUUGUUUAUGGGGUGAGGGGGCAAUGGCAGAUUUAUAUGAUUUUUCACUUAAAACUAUGUGUGCCAGUUUAUAUUGACUCCAUUUGCAUGAGUAUUUGUGCAACACGGGCACAGCUCUAAGUCUGUAUAUACACACCAUGCACACGACCCGGGGCUUAGACAUCCUCAGGGAUAAGGGUCACACUCCUGUGUCCGGUGUCCCUUCCUGGAGCCCUUCCGGACGGAUGAGCCUCUGCUUGUUUCUUGAAAUGCUCGCUGUGGGCAGAUUUCCCAUCCUUCCUCGGCAACACUUUCUAACAUCGAAUAACCCUCAUCAUCAACAAAUUGUCUUCCUCAUUUUAAAAUUAAUACCCUCAGGCUCCAUUUUAUGACUCUGCUCUUUCUCUGCAUUAGGAGAGGGUGAGAAGAGCUGGUCAGACAUUCUUUGCGUUGCACAAAUAAUCAUUUAUAUUCGUGAAAAUAACUACUGGAUGAGUUGAAUCAUCACCCUCCUCUCCAUGUUUCAAAGUUCUCACAACAUUUUACAGUGUGGCCUUUCUACACAAACCACACAAAGUCCUCUGUAUUUCCGUGUGGUUGUGGAGCUAAGAACAGCAUACCAUAUUUGAGUAAGGAUAGAGCCUUUGUUUAUUUUACAAGAAUUGCAUUCCACACACCUCCUAAUAAUUCAUCAUAAGAAUUUUAAAUUAUGAUGCUACAUUACUGCUUGCUUGUAGCCAGCUUUGGUUGGCCUUCAGGAUUCUGGUAUUUGACUGUGUCCACAUUAAGAUUUACUUGUGGCAUUUUUAAGAUAUCCAUGACAAUCCCACUAGGUAACUGAAGCUCCAAAGUUAAGGUUUGGGCUUUCUAAAACUACGUUUUUUCAAUCAUAUCCUUGACUAUAUGGACACAGCCAAAGCAAAAUUGUUAAUAGCCAUCAAUCCAUGUGACUUUGUGUUCUAUUAAUGCACUAUAGCUAGUUCUUUUGUAGACUUGUGCCUAAUGAAGGUCAAAAUAUCAGUUUUAAUUUUCAACAUUCUUCAUGCAUUUCAGUGGACACUGAAAAAAUGAUUUGUCAAUUAUUAAUUAUGUGCCAAUCACUCUUAGCUUUUUGUUGUGUGUGUCUCUGUGUGUGUUUGUGUGCAUGUGUGUGCACCACAGGUAAUAAAGGCAAUUGGAUGAUGGCUGUAGGAGGAAGAUCUAAUGAUUUCUUUUCUUCUUUUUGAAAGCUUUUGCUGAUACACAUUUACUGUGUAAAAGUUCUGUAUUGAUUUCUGUUAUUAGUGCUCAUCAGUGUAUAAAUAUCUUUCUAAAUUUUUGUAAUUCUCACCUUCACACCUGGGCAGUAGAUUCAGGCAAUGUUUCUUCUCCUAAUGAUUCAAAUGGAGUUUAAAGUUUCACUUAGGUUAAAAAAGAAAUUUAUUUUAGGAAUUGUCAAGAGAAUUUAUAAUUUAUGGAUUUAAGUGUUCUUUUAUGUAUCAAUACAUUAACAGAUAUUUGAUUUCAACUGCAACAUAGCUUUGCUUGUAAAAUCUAUGUAUACGUCUUCAUUAUUUUCAAUGUGUCUUAUGAUAUAUCAAAAUACUGUCAUCUUAGUAACAGAAAAUACUGCAAAGAAUCACAGCACUCAAGAGGUUGUGAAGAAAUUGAAUUUAAAACUUAACUAAUUUUUGUAGUCUCACUGGAAGGACUUUUAAAGAAUUUGGAAUGUAAGUACCUUGGCCAAAACCCCAGCUUCCUUAAAUUUCAUACCUAACUGUAAUAGCAUCAAGAUAGAGACACACACAGGUAAGAACUGAGGAACUGAGUCGGCAGUCAACCUGUACUUUCUACUGUGUACAUCAAACAGGAAAUUAAGCACUGCAAAAAAGGUUUUCAUUGCACUGAUCCUCCAGCUCCUGCAAAUAUCAGCUGGGUCAGUGAGAGGCUCUGAGGAAGCUCUGAGUUGUCUACUGUGGUCCAGGUUGCCGGCAACAAUGGAAAUAAGUUCUCGCUAUGUGAGUUAUGAGAUUAAAUGCUCUCGUAGCCCGGGUAGUCAGUCUUGUUUCACUGAAUCUAAGGCAGUUUUUAGAACGUUUAGUUCAAUUCUGGACAAAACCAUAUAUGUAGUUCACUUCUUGAACACUGGUUAUGACAAGGACAGUUAAUGGUUGAUUUGAAGAAACUAGUGGUAUCAGAUAGGUCAAAUGAAUGGGGAAUCUUACUGUAAGGACCCCAUUUAGGUUGUCUCCCAGGAAAUCCCACAGUGCUAAUUAUAGUGAGCAUGGGAAGGCCUACCCCUAAAGGUGUAUUGGUCCCCCGAGUCAUCUACAUAUUGAUGAAGUCCUCCUACCUACUAUCAAAAAAAACAGUGAUCUACAUUCAGCAGAAAAACAAAAAGAGAGGAAAAUGAAAAUUCCGGAUUGUUCCUCCCUGUGCUAAGAAAUGAUUGCACUGAGAUGUGGUCACAAAAAGCAAAGUGGCUUCCAAAGUAGUAUUCAAUGAUGUUUUCCUUUGAAAUUACAGCCACAGAUACCUUACUGGAAAUGCCUAAGUGGCAAUUUAAAAUGAAAGGGGGAAACAGUGCUCUGAAUAGCAUUUUUUUUUAACUCUUUUUUCCUUCAUAAUUAUGCCUAUUUCAACUGAUUCACUUUGGGGGGACACACUGGUUAAGGAGGGCUGACGCAGAAUUUUUCAGUUGGCCUCAUUUGAUUUAGAGGCACCUUAAUACACAGGCAAAGAUGUUUCACUCAUUCUGGAUUCUUUUGUUACCAUUGCUUGUGCUUCUGAAUUAGUUUUAUUUCCCUGGGCUUUAGGUACCCCGAGGAUCUUCUGUCAGUGCUAAGCAAAAUAUACUCCAGUGAGAAAAAGGAAAGGUGUUUUGCAAAAUCACUUGACACUAGUUGCCACAGUGGGAGUCAAACUUUGAUUCUGAAACAUUCUUUUUUCUACAGUUUCAAUCCUUCAAUUUUGUAUCUACCACAAAGGAUUAACACAGAGCAUUUGAGUGCUGAUAUUUUCUGCCACUAGAUAUACUGCUACGGAAUUUGACUAACCUUGGCCUUCUAGGUGAUCUUUACUAGAAUUAAUAAGAAUUUUCUCUGAACUUUUUAGAAAGAAUUUUUGUCACCUCCACUUGACAUAGCAAUUUUCUAAGGAAAAAAGGAGGGAGUUAUUUUUUCCCCUGGUGACUCUGUGGCAGAGAAAUUUUUUUGCCAAUUUGCAUGCUGGCUUAUAGGUUUAGUAUGGGCCAUUUCUCUUUAAUAUCUUGAUAUAGUGGAUAUCUUGCAAUCUUGAUGGCCCACUAUUUCAUUUUAUUUAUUUUCUUUUUAUAUUGUCAAAAUAACAAACAGGAGAAAGACUCAAAGUGAAUGUUUUGUACUUUGAGUUACAAUGGAGUUAGAUGUCAUUUGUACAGGGCUGUAUGAUGAUUAAUAUCUGCAGAGAAAUUAGACCGAAUGAAAGCUGCUGGAAUGCGUUUGAUUUAUAUUCCUUUCAUCCUUCUGUUCUUAGAUGAAAUGGUUAUUGCUCUCCACCCCUGCUGAAAGAGAAGUUUUAAACAUUAAUAAUCACAAUGUUGUGAUACAACCGGAGCUUAUUUGAAAUGUCUGUUUUCCUUAUCUUGCCAUAUACCUUGGAAUGAAGAUUCUUUCCCUAGUGACUUCACUGCAAACAUUUUAGCUGUGAUUCACAGCACUCAAUAUGCACGAAAUCAUCUAUCUCUUUUUAAAAUGAAGAUUCCCGCACCUUAACUCCAAAGUUUGAGUCAGAAACUUGAAUCAGGGCCAAGGAAUGUGCAUUUUGAAAUUCUAUUCUUGAUGAGUUUAAUCAAGGCGGUCUACUGACCUUUCUUUGAGAAACUGCUGCUUGAAGAGUAUGCAGAGGUCAAGAUUUCUCUCCCUUGCUGUUGGUGCUUCCUUACCUUCUCUCACUUUCUCCUCUCUACAGAUAAGUUAACGCAUGCAUUAUUCAUCAUCUUGAGAGAAAAGGCUCAAAAUAGAUCAUUGGUAGAACCGGGAUAGGUCAGACUUUGUCAAGAUCCCAUGGCCAUUCAUCUGCCUCUCAGCCACAGUCCCUUCCCACUGCCACCCCAUCAUUACAAUUUUAUGCCCAGGUAUGUGCAGUACAUCUUUAAAUGAGAUGUAUCCUAAUGAUAGCUAACAAGGAGUAAAAAUAAUGACCUUUCCCAAGGACAGGUGCUCCUUGCCUUAUUUUGAGUCUGAGAAAUUUAAGAGUGACCAUCUAGCCCUUUUUAAAAUGAAGAUUCCCAUAUUCUAUGUGAAUAUGGAUUGAUUAGUGAAUCCAGGUUUAUUUUGUCAAUGUUAUUGACAUUAUCAUGACAUUAUGAACCAUUGAAAACAUUACUUUUUCCACUUUGAGGUAGAACUCUGAGAAUCUCAGGUAAUGAAGUUCUUAAACUCCAACUAAAAAUUUGAAGUAAAAACUUGUAUAUGACAGUAAAUGCAAAGGAAAGAGGGAAUGAAUUCCAAAUGGCAUUAUUCCACAGGUAAUGGUCCAAAAGAGAAUGAAAAUGGAGUCCUGUAAUUUUCUAGUCCCUCUGACCAGAGGGGAUGGCUAUACUACGAUUAUUCAGAUAAAAACAAAAACAAAAACAAACAAGCAAAAACAAACCCUAGAAGGUGGCAAUGGCCCUAUCCAUAUAACAAAGUAGCAAGAUCGAUGUCAGAUUCCCACAUUACAAGAAAUAAAGAAAGGGUGGUUUAAAUAAUGAAUGGCUUGGCAUGACUAUUAGUGAAUAUUUAAUUAAAGAUCAUUGCCAAAGCAAAUUAAGGAAUAGUUAAUAAAAUAGAUGAGCUUGUGCAUCUAAUUAAGAUUAUUUGGUCAAUAUAAAAACAAAACAAAAUUGAAAUGGUUUGUGGCCUUCUCUCUCCUUCCCAAAUGAGAUCUCUUACUACCCCAACUUCCUGCCUUUCGAGAAUGUUCCUCUUGUUUGUGAGCAAAUUGUGUUCUUAAUAGGGUAAUUAGUUUUAAGCUCUAGGCCCCCAUAAUUGCUUUAUUGAGGGGAAUUACUUUAAAAAGGAUAAAGAAAAAUGUGGCCUGCCCCAGUGACUAUCAGGAGGGUUGUCUUGGAGGAAGAUGAUUUUCCUGUUAAUCUUUAAAAGCACUUACAAGAGAUUUAGGAAGACUCCUUUCUCCAGUGAUAUGCUCAUCUAGCCAAUUCAUUGUUAGAACUGACCUCUAGCUAACUUAUCUGCAUUUGCACAGUAAAAACUAAUAUAACUUCAGAUCCUCCUUGAUGUGGGUUCCAUCUGUCACAAUGGAAAUGGAACUGACACAUCACAAAAGCAGGGAAGAACUGUUUCAAAAUUGUAUGUGUGUGCAUGUAUGGGCAUAGGGGCCUAUGUGUAAUUUUCAGAGAUACAGCAACCAAAUGAUCGAAUUUUGGGCACUCCAACAAACACAGUAAGUUGUGGUCUCGUUUAUAGCCAUGGGCUUUGCCUAUUGGAAAAUACAAAAAGUACUUAACUUAACCUAUGCAAACAGAGUUUCCCUGGUGCUCCGUGGGAUCAAUUUGUAUGCCUGCAAGCCUGUCCCUUCAGAAACAUGGCUCCCAGCCCAGGGUUCAGCUGAUGUACCAAGCACAGAUUCCUCCUCUGACAUACCCAAAGCACUUGUGAAUGAAUUGAGUGUGGUCAUUCAUUUUUUUUUUUUCUCAUAAGACCCUUGAAGAUGUGGCCUUAAAGGCAUUAGAAAAAGUUACUUUUUUAGUAAAUAUUCUAAUUAGGAUUAAGGACACUUAAAAGAUUGUGUUUCCCAAUACUUUGGAACAAACAGAGGUUUUACAUCAUCCUGGUUUGAAGUUCCCAUGCCAUUUUCAUAGUUUAUUUUUAAUUUCAAAGGAUAAUGCUGAAUCAGGAGAAUUUUUCUUAAAACAGUCUGCUUAGUGUAUUUUUUUAAUCCUGAGGAGUUGGGAAGUGGGGGUGCCAAAACUCCUCAUGACCUUGUUUCUGUUCUAAAAAAGAGACUCAUGAAUUGCUGAAAAUAUGUACUACUUAAGAUACAGAGAAACACCAAUUUAGGGAAGCUGCAUUCAGAGUUCCACUGAAAGGUGUUCAUAGGACCUGUGUUAUGUGGGCCACUCCUUAGAUUCGUCAUAGCCUUCAGCUUAGUCUGUAAAAUAAAGAAUCUUUGUGUUGGCUGAAGGAACUUAAAUAAAAAUCUUAGUUGAAUUCUUGUUUCCUUCAUCUUUUAUAACCAGGGGAGUACUGGGUAGAACCUAAUACACAAAAUAACUUGUCCAAAUUAAAUUGACACAUUUAAAUAAUAUCAGCACAACCCUUAACAUUUAUAAAAUUAAGGACCCUGUUGACUGAAUUACUUGGAGAUCUUCAAACGUAUUUUACCAGGGAUUAUCAAGUUCCUCUCUCUAUCUGUCGCUGAUACUCUGAAUGUGAUGCCAGCACAGACAGAGAAGUCUGAAUUUUGCUGGAACUAACACCAAGUGGAGAUUUAUUAGGGCCUUGCUCACAUUAUUCUUUCCUGACCUCAUUCAAGCACUUGAUGAUGUGGGUCAGUUUCUUGCACACUGAUGUAUACCAAGUGAAACCCAUUGAAAUUACCUCUUCUCUUUUCCAAUGCAGUUUGCUUGUACAUAAGUGUAAUGUCAACUUGUUUACAGGUUCUUUUUGUGUGUAAUUGUGAUAGCAGAUUUAGCUCAAACUUUACAGGAAUCUGUUUACUGAAUGGUGUUAAAAUGAAUGUGCUUAUUACAGUAUAAACAUCAUUAAUUAUGGACUCACAUGAAUGCAUGUCUACAUGGCGUCAACUUCCAGCAGCUUGGUUAUUCAGCAAAAGUCUGCAGUCUGUGAAUAGCAAAUAUACAUAAACUACUGUGACUCUAAUAACUCACUAGCUGUUUUACCUUGGUAUGUAACACUGUAGAUCUCAGCCUGCUGUAUUUCUUUCUUACCUAUUUGUUUUUGCAAGAGAAACAUGCUAAGAAAUAGUAAUAUGAAUGUCCCAGUGAAAUUGCACACCAUUUCGGCAAUCAUUGGUCCACUCAAAAGGCAAUAGCCUGUAGAUGGAACAACAGCCCUGAGAAACAUAUAAAUAUAUACAUACAUAUCUAUGUACGCAAUAUCUACAAUGUUAAUUAUUACCAUCUAUUCUCACUGCCAAUGGAAACAAACUAUUAUUUUCUUUGAAAUCACUGAUGGAUAAAAAAAUUAAUUUGCUAUUAACUGCUUUCACAUUCUGUUUGUUUCUUAUAGUAUGGUAGAUGAUACCGGUGCAGUAUCAGUAUUGUAAAAUUGUGUGGUGAAACUACAAAAGUCAUUCUGUGGAUAUAUUUUAAAAGGCAGAACAGAAACUAUAUUUCAGAUUCUUGUGUGAAUAUAAUUACAGAAAUAGGUAACUAUUUUUUAUGUGUUUCCAUAAAUGACUCCAUUUCAUAUACAUUGUAAUUUAGCACCAAUCAUAAUAAAUCGUUUGGUAACA